This is a messenger RNA of Penicillium cinerascens, 387 nucleotides long. Its product is annotated as profilin. Lineage: Eukaryota; Fungi; Ascomycota; Eurotiomycetes; Eurotiales; Aspergillaceae. The transcript has 4 exons. The record is from RefSeq and is a predicted model, not a curated record. Gene Ontology annotation, cellular component: cell cortex. Bases 1 to 387 code for a protein of 128 amino acids. Gene Ontology annotation, molecular function: actin monomer binding.
AUGAGUUGGCAAGCUUAUGUCGACUCUUCUCUUAUAGGGUCUGGGAAGAUCGACAGAGCCGCUAUAUUCUCAGGAACAGGUGAUAGUCAAUGGGCAGCCAGUCCAGGUUUUAGUGUUGGAGCCGAGGAGAUUCAAAGCCUUGUAAAGGGCUUUAACGAUGCAGGCUCUAUAAAUACUUCUGGGCUCUAUAUCGACGGGGAGAACUAUAGGAUGGUCAAAGCGGGCGACCGGAGUAUUUAUGGCAGGAAUGAGGGCAAAGCGGGUGUACUUGUGGUCAAAACAAAUAAGGCACUUAUUGUCGCGCAUUAUCCUGAAACGGUGCAAGCCCAGGAGGCUACACAAGUUGUUGAGCAAUUAGCAGAUUACUUGAUUGAAAUUGGUUACUGA